AGUGCCCCUGUGUGGUUGUCAGGAGCAACCAAGGAAUGCAGACCAACAGCCCUGCCGGAGCCAGGACUAGCCACUGACUGACUGCCAGCCAGCCAUGGGCCAGGAUUAUUACGCUCUACUCCACAUCACUAGAAAUGCAGAGGAUGCCCAGAUCAAGAAGGCGUACCGGAAACUUGCCCUUAAGAACCACCCAUUGAAUUCCAUUGGACCAUCCUCAGUAGAAACGUUCAGGCAAAUAGCAGAGGCCUACGAUGUGCUGAGCGACCCUGUGAAGAGAAGCAUCUAUGACAAGUUCGGAGAAGAGGGCCUGAAGGGCGGGAUUCCUCUGGAGUUUGGAUCCCAGACCCCAUGGACAACUGGUUACGUCUUCCACGGCAACCCCGAAAAGGUUUUCCAUGAGUUCUUCGGAGGAGACAACCCCUUUAGUGAGUUUUUUGAUGAAGAAGGAAAUGAGACAGAUUUGAACUUUGGGGGGCUCCGGGGCCGAGGGGUUAAGAAACAGGAUGCCCCAAUCGAACGAGACCUCUACCUAUCCCUGGAGGACUUAUUCUUCGGCUGCACCAAGAAAAUUAAGAUCUCCCGAAGGGUGCUGAACGAGGAUGGCUACUCCUCUACCAUCAAGGACAAGAUCCUCACCAUUGACGUGAAGCCUGGCUGGAGGCAGGGCACACGCAUCACCUUCGAGAAGGAAGGGGACCAGGGCCCCAACAUCAUCCCAGCCGACAUCAUCUUCAUCGUAAAGGAGAAGCUACACCCUCGUUUCCGCAGGGAGAAUGACAACCUCUUUUUUGUGAAGCCCAUCCCCUUGGGAAAGGUGAGUGGGCAAAGAGGAGGAGCAGGGGGUGGGCGGAUCAGAGUGAACACCCCCUGCCCCGUCAGAGGCCCCAAGGCAAGUGGGCCUCACUCUCCAUUCACCUCAGAGCAUGUUGCAGGCCUUCAGAAUGUGAUGAGUGCCGCACAAUCUUUGCGGCUGUCUUCACUCGCCAGUGUGAGUGGCUCCUCCACGCCCUCACAGCCCCAGCAAGAACCUGGGCACUGGCCUAGACUUUGCCUCCCCUCCCCCACCCAAUCUGCAGUCAGUCACUCAGUCCUGUCAAUUCCACCCUCAAAUCUCUCCACUUCGUCCCCUUCUGUUCAUCCCCACUGUCUGUGUCUGUGCAUCUGGAUCUGUGCAGCAGCCUCCUCGGGGGCCCUCCUGCCUCCCUUCUCAUCUCCUCCAGGCUCUUCCCCAAAGCGGUCUUUUCACAUACUCAUGGGACUGUGCCACAUUCCUCAUUGUCUAAACAUCUUUGCACGGCAUUCGAGGCCUCUACCAUCUGGCUGGUCUCAUCGCCCGCAGUCCAGCCACUGUGCCACUUAGAGCUCCUGCCCAUUUGGUGCCUUUUCAGACCUUCACUCUCUUGUUUAUGUUGUGCCCUCUCCUCGGAAUGUGGUCUACCCACCUUGUCUAACUGGCAAGCUCUUCCUCAUCCUUUAAGGCCCGCAUCAACUACUACCACGACUAUGUACCUUCAUGUCCCACCCUGGAAUGGUUUGGGGGCCUCUCCUUGGCUCCCACAGACCCCUUUACUUCCCUCUAUCAUAACACAACAUCAAUCUUACCUACCAGACUGUGAACUCCUUGAGGACAGGUAAUCGCGUGGGUCACUCACCUGUUAGUCCUUGAACAUC
Equus caballus (horse) is the source of this 1671-nucleotide messenger RNA. RefSeq names its product DnaJ heat shock protein family (Hsp40) member B13 (gene DNAJB13). Gene Ontology annotation, molecular function: protein-folding chaperone binding. The record is from RefSeq and is a predicted model, not a curated record. Gene Ontology annotation, cellular component: cytosol. NCBI's taxonomy places the organism in Eukaryota, Metazoa, Chordata, Mammalia, Perissodactyla, Equidae.